AUGAUGGUGCAGGGGCCAUCUUUUGGAAUUGCCUCAUUUGGUUUGGCCUUUCUGUCCGAAACUCCACAACUCCGAGUCGCUGGUGUGGAACACGUUCACAACGUAAUCCGCACACACCACACCGCAAUUGCAAAACCUGCGCAGGUCUUGGCAGCCAUGGACCAGCAGCGUUUCCGACUGUUAGAGCCCAUGAUGCUCAUUUCGUCUUCGGCUUCCUUGACCCCACAGGCGCGUACACGGACGAGUCGGCGAUGCUCGAGCAGUCUUCCGUUGCACGCGCCUCUCACGGAGAUUUUUUUCAUCAUCACUAUUCGCGUUGAAGACCUGUCGGGCUGCGGGCAUCCAAACUACGGAUACCGUCGGGACAAACCCACCGCCAAUGCCAUCGCCACGGGCAUCGAUUCAACAGAAGGGGAAAAUAUCACCCCUGCCCCCUUUGGCUUCCCUUCUGUUGGAUUAAAAAAUUGGGGAAUUGGGAUUCAGGUCCGGCACUCGAAAGGCUUGUCGGGGGGGAGGGGGUGCCUGUCCGCCCUUGCAGCCGCACCAACCAACCCGCUUGACCUGCUCGUCCCGUCACUGAUUUGGAACCUGGAAUCUAGACCGAGCUCCCUAUCGCCCACUGCCCAUCGCAUUCACAGGACCGGUGCCAAGCACGCGCGGGCGCAGGCGCGAAUGUUGCCGCAAUGCCAUCGCAAUGCAAACGCCGGCAUGACAGCAGCGUUCAUCCAUUGCCUGCCUGCCCUUCAACUGCGAGCUCCACCAACCCUUCGCUUCUGGUCACCGUGGAGCCGCAUGACUCUCUCUCUCUCUCUCUCUGGACUGUGUGACGAAGGUGAGCAUUCGACAUUGUCCCAAGGGCCCUUGGCCGGCCGGUCUUGGCUUCGAAUGGCAGGAGAUGGCAAGCCCGGCGCUGCUGCAACCCUCGAGUGUCUUCAGAUCCUAUUCAUAGCCGCCCGAGGCCCACAGCGCCGGGAGUAG
This is a messenger RNA of Colletotrichum destructivum, 978 nucleotides long. RefSeq lists its product as uncharacterized. Bases 1 to 978 code for a protein of 325 amino acids. The record is from RefSeq and is a predicted model, not a curated record. The transcript is spliced from 2 exons. Lineage: Eukaryota; Fungi; Ascomycota; Sordariomycetes; Glomerellales; Glomerellaceae.